Molecule: messenger RNA, 2268 nt
Organism: Ophidiomyces ophidiicola
Lineage: Eukaryota; Fungi; Ascomycota; Eurotiomycetes; Onygenales; Onygenaceae
Exons: 1
Coding region: 1-2268 (755 amino acids)
Source: RefSeq, a predicted model, not a curated record
AUGGCUCCAGUUUACAACACUUCACUUCGUCAUAGACAAGUCAUCCUCCCACCCACUGACAAAGGUCCUGUAUACGGCGAUGACUCUUCUUAUGGACUCAGGGCACUCAUUGUGCUGUUCAUUGCCUUCUUUUUAACCUUCGUUGUUACCGUGCUCUCUUGGAAAUUGGGUACAUUCUUGCGCUCAUUCAGCCGACACAAGGUGGUUAGUGGUGGGAAAAAUGCAGAAACCCAAUAUGCAAAGACAUGGUAUGGAUGGAUACCCAUGGAAAAAUACAAGCACCAUCAGCAGCGGCGGCGUGGGUAUCUGAAAAAGCUUCAAGAUUUAACGACCUGGAGAACGAGCCAUGCUGAUUACAGUUGGGUUUGGUGGGAUCCAGAUGGCAGAAAGGCAAAACAGCGAAUGCAAGAGCAAAGGCCAUUGCGCUGGCUUCAAAAACCGAUUUCACACUUGCCCCUUGGCCAGGUGUAUUUUCCAUCAAAUGAGCCCAUUGGUAACCAGCGCUAUGUGCCGCCCCAAGUUGAGAACGCGGCAGAUAUCCCUUUGAGAGCUCCAGAACCUGCUGUGAUAAGACCAAAGGUAUCAAUGACAACAACGGGUGCUAUGCCAUUGAACGACGCCCGUAAUGUUGAAACACCAGUUCGAUCAGGUGACGGUGACAAAUACUAUCAUUUCCACGUUGACGGAGCGCCUUGCGGUAUAACAACGUUUGAAAUUGCGGAAGAUCAGUCAGAGCCAUGCCGAUCCUUCCCCUCAGCAAAUACCAAACGGUCUGCGUCUCUUCCUGUUCUAGAAUCUCCGCUUAUGAUAAGAGAAAGUGAGGCGGUGCAUUUGGCUAGGAGAUGUGCAUCGGACGCGCCCCUUGGGAAGAACCACAAGCCUGAUCUGUUUAUUAGCUACAGUGGGCCGGCAUUUGGUCCAAGGCAGGGUAUCCAUUCCUCCGAGGAAAGCUUGCCCGCAAUUGGACCAGACAAAAAUUUAUCAUGGAGAUAUAAAGCGUGGGGUGCAAGAAUGCAACGAAUCGCAUUUCCUGGAACACGGGCCGAUCUGCGCGGUUUGGCUGGUCGGCCUGGAACCCCUUUACCAGAAGCCUUGAAAAGUAUGAUCUCAACAAGAGUCGACUCUGAAGGCUACAAGUCGUAUACAGAGCAUAUUCCUAGGCGAGCCGCUUCAGAAUCAUCCCUAUCUGGCUUCUAUCCUCAAGCAGGCCACCACCUUGUGGGCUCUGAGAGAUACACGUCCAGACUGACGAUAAAUUCUGUCCGAAAUCAACAUCCACCGUUCCAUAUUCAUAAGAGGGUAAAUCAUCGCUUCGGUCAAUAUCCUGCGGAACCAGGACCAUCGCAAAAUAAGUACUUUAUUCCCAGUUUACCUCAACGACGUAUCAGCAAUCCCGAAGUCCGCCUAAUCGACGAUCUUGAGCGCAAGCUUGAAUGGCUUUCCAGUGAGGUAGAACCUGGUCGCAAGCCACAGCAAUUCUCCCUAGUUCAUAACCACUGGUUGAAUAAAAGUACAUGGGUGGUUAUCGACCCACCUACUCGAGUUUCGUCAACUGCAAGGAGACUAUGUGGCGACCAAAAUCCAGAAGUUCCAAAAGACCGUGGAAAAGCGGCGUGUCCUGCCAUAAAAAAGAAAAGAGCACGCACUCCGAGAGUGGACUCCUGGAGGUUAGCGGUGAAUGGAGCUCGAAAAUCCGCUGGCGUUCAAGAAUUUCUGAGGGCAAUAGAAUUAUUUGACGGAUCUGCUGACGAGCCACCGGAGGGGACAAUAGACACUGCAACCUGGAUUCUCAAAAAGCCACCCCAGGGGUUUGAGAUGUCAACAAAACAAAAGAAUGCGUACUUCGAAGGCUGUGGUGGAUGGUAUGAGAAGCUAGAAUUUUGGCAGAACGUUCCAAGAGCUUAUCGAGCGCGAAAGGUCAUCUGUGAGGGGAAAGCAAAUAGAAGGAGAGUGGUAGAGGUUGCGAAAGCGCUCACAAAAGGCUGCAAGAGAGCUUCCAGCAAAGUCAAACGUCGUGGGUCUCGGCACACCAGCAAUAAACGAGUCAGAAAACAAAGCAGAAAAAUCGCAAAGUCAACUUGGUCGCGAAGGAAUCAAACAUACCAGAGAGCAGCUCCAGAUGGCGGCCCUACAGCAUCGAUGGACCACCCCCAGGAAAGUUUAUCUUUGGAUCUUCCUGGAAGCCAUUUGGAUCGCGCUUUCGCGGCCAAUGCACAGGCAAUCACGGAUUCAGAGGACUCAUCGACAGCGACAGAAUUCGUUAUUUGA